GGGUUCGAUAGACCCUUGUGUGGGGGCUGCUAAAGCACGCUCUGUAACCAAGCGUGGAAUAAUCGAUUAAGCGGAUGAAAGAAACUCGUCCUCUCUAAGAAGCGAAAUUAAAACACUCUUUAGAUUUUAGAAUUUAGAUUGUAAAUUAGAACCAAAACAAUAAAAGGCAGUCACUCCACUCGCUCGUGUCUUCCUUCAAUCCCACCUCCAGUUAACCCCGACGCCGCCGUCAUCACCUUGAUCAACCGUGGACUUUUUAUUAUAACCAGAUUUUUAUCGACCACAUGGGCGAACAAGCCUCGGGACAGCCUCAACCACAGGCUCAAUCUCAGCCUUCAAACGACUCUUCCGACGCGACCCAAUGCCAAACCCAAAGGCAAGCCCAAACUCUAACUAAAACUGAAAACUCGAAUGAUGCCUUCGCCGCCGCUGCUCCCACCGUUACUACCGCCCUCGUUGUCUCUGCUUCAACGGAACUCACCGAUGGUUCUCCCCUUACAUCCUCUCCUCCUUCUAAAAUCCCUUCUCGCCCUAGAAAAAUCCGGAAACUCUCCCCUGACUCGAAUUCCGAACCGAAUGCCUCCCAACAAGCGACGACUUCCACAACAUCAACAUCCGUAGCGGUGCCGCUUAAAACCGUCCCCAGAGCUCCCAAAGCAAAACUCAGUCAGCAUCGAGCCCUAGUGGUGGCUCCCCAAUUCUUUGCUCGGUCCCUCUCUUGUGAAGGCGAGGUUGAAACCGCCGUUCGACACCUCCGUAACGCCGAUCCCCUCCUUGCUUCGUUGAUCGAUCUCCAUCCGCCUCCAACCUUCGACACUUUCCAGACCCCUUUCCUCGCUCUCACCCGAAGCAUUCUCUACCAACAGCUCGCUUUCAAAGCUGGAACUUCCAUCUACACUCGCUUCAUCGCUCUCUGCGGCGGCGAAAACGGUGUGGUUCCCGAGACUGUUCUUUCCUUAACCCCUCAACAGCUACGGCAAAUUGGUGUCUCAGGACGAAAAGCGAGUUAUCUUCACGAUCUCGCGAGGAAAUACCAGACAGGGAUAUUAUCAGACUCCGCGAUUGUAAAUAUGGAUGAUAAGUCACUUUUUACCAUGCUUACUAUGGUCAAUGGGAUCGGUUCUUGGUCCGUUCAUAUGUUUAUGAUCUUCUCGCUUCAUAGACCCGAUGUUUUACCGAUUAAUGAUCUCGGGAUUCGGAAAGGGGUUCAGUUACUCUACAGUUUGGAGGAGUUGCCGAGGCCUUCGCAGAUGGAUCAAUUGUGUGAGAAAUGGAGGCCUUAUAGGUCAGUUGCUUCGUGGUAUCUCUGGAGGUUUGUGGAGGCCAAAGGAGCACCUUCUAGUGCAGCCGCUGUUGCUGCUGGUGCUAGUCUUCAGCCACUGCCGCAAGAGGAGCAUCAACAUCAGCAGCAGCCCCAGCUUCUCGAUUCCAUUAAUAGCAUUCUGGACCUUGGGGCCUGUACUUGGGGGCAAUGAUUAUCACUGGAACAAAAUGUAUGUGAUUUGUCACAAUCCAUUGAUCAACUUGAAUGACAGGCACUUCAAAUGCGAAAGUAGUGUUGUGAAAGCCCUUAAAGCUUAUAGGCCUUAUAAGAGUGAUGUCUUUCAAACUUUGGGUCUCUGUAAAUCUGACUCGAGAUUUGAAUAAAAACUCUGCCCAGUUGUUCGGUCUCUGUAAAAGGAUACCAGUUUUAGUUCAGUUGAAUAAGCAUGUGUUUCUUUGAACUCUAA
Molecule: messenger RNA, 1730 nt
Organism: Gossypium raimondii (Peruvian cotton)
Lineage: Eukaryota; Viridiplantae; Streptophyta; Magnoliopsida; Malvales; Malvaceae
Product: alkylbase DNA glycosidase-like protein mag2
Exons: 2
Coding region: 285-1475 (396 amino acids)
Biological process (GO): base-excision repair; DNA alkylation repair; base-excision repair, AP site formation
Cellular component (GO): nucleus; protein-DNA complex
Molecular function (GO): DNA-7-methylguanine glycosylase activity; DNA-3-methyladenine glycosylase activity; alkylated DNA binding
Source: RefSeq, a predicted model, not a curated record